GCCCUCAAUAGAGCACCCUGAAAACGUUCAAAGAAAAUCAGUGUUUGGGGGCGCAUCAAGGAUAUUGCACAUGAAGGUACAAGCCCUAGUGCCACUCAGGGAGAGCGAUGGCAACACAUAUUUCUCAAACUGAGUAUGCCUAAAUCCAUCACUCGCCCGACGGUUACCUUCGAGAUCAGUCUCGCGCAGAGGUUUGCACCGAGUAAGAGCCAGUUUUGAGCUCAAUCAACGCUGCAUCUCCUUUCGACCAUGUCGUGCCUCGAAUGGGGAACGGAGCGAAAAACAAAAUCCCGCGCAAACUGCUACUGGUCGACCCGGUACCUUCGUGGGGCAGACUAGGACGCAGCAAAAGCAACAUGCUACCGGUGAGCACCUAUCCGCCCCAAGCCCAUCGGUACACCGUUGUCAGCAAGACACUCACCACAUUCGUCACCGUAUGCAUCAACGUGAAGCCCGGCUGCAGAUAACGAGGCAUCAUCAUCAACUUCCACCCUGCGAAGUGCGCACAGGAGGUCACACAGGUCUCGCUAUACAGACAGUCGAAGCAAAUAAGGCGAGUUCAGCACUCUUCCCUCUGUGUACACACGACGAACUACAGUAGCGCCAUCCAAUAAGCCAGGAGCGGAAGCAAGAGAAAAACUCACUUUGCAAGAAAAGCUCGCUUACGCCGGGAUCUCAACCCUUCACCUGACCUCUAGAAGGUUUCGAGGGUACCGACCGGGAACAACUUGGCCAACGCGGUAGCUCAAGACUAUUCGGCAAACAACAGGCGUGCUCGGUAUCUACGUGAUGCGGGCCGGAUCCGCCAUUACGCGAUAGGGUCCAUAUUCUUCUCUUCGUAUGUAUUACAAAGCGUUGCUCACAGUUCAUUUGAAGGCAAGCACUCCAGAGAAUUCCCCUCCAGGUGCCUAAAAUUCAGGUACCGAACGAGAUUUGCCGGCGCAUGACCGGACGAGAGCGGCAGAUGCAACAACGGAUCAUACGUUGGGGAAGGAACAAGGUAGUGCCCCGGCGAAGUAUCAUGUGGACCACGAAUGAAUUUCUUACGCAGGUGAUCGCAGCACGUUGAACUACCUGGCCUCUGAAGCCCCCAAUUACCAACGGAAUAUAGACACACGAAACCAACAGAAUGCCGUAAUAGAUGUGAUUACUGUAGACCGUUCAGUAUCUGUACGAGACAAGUACAGAGUUAGAAGAGGUCCAUUCUCGAUCAACGAAGCCAACGGUCAAUCAUAUCAGAACCGAAGGGCGUCCGAACUGCAUCAGCUACCCUUUUUCCGGAUGCGCUGCUUACCAUCAACGUUGACGCCAGGUACCUUCGAGUGCCAAGGGGAGGCCAUCAGCGGAACAAGGCAGCCACAAGUUAGCCAUGAAUUCCCGUUGGAUUGUGUACCGACGACGUUUCGAAUACUAGAGUAACGGAAUAUGUUCCGCCCCGUGUUCAAGUGCCAAUUACACUGUAGGUCAAGCCCACUGCAUGCACAGCGGCCUUCGACAAGCUGUACUUCCGCAGCACUUGAUCAUCCCCGGCAAGGUUCAUCUCACGAGGGAAAAUGGCCUGGCGCAUCCUCGAUAUUGGAAGGAUGUCUUUGCACACCAAACGCAAACCCACGGAGUUAGGCUUUCCCAGGAAGACAAAACUGGAGUGUUUACGGGUGUCGAUGUUGAUUACACAAAAUGCCUCACAUAAGCUUGAGCGCAUUUCGGGAAAAAAUGGCAUGUUUUGAUACUUGGAUAAAUCAACAGUGUACUGUUGCCCCAACCCAAACAGGGGAGAGGAAACCCUUGCCCGAAAAAGAACGAUAGGUGUGAUACACGGAGCCCCGUGUGCCUUGGUCUAUCUGGCUCACCCUCGCCUCGGGCUCCGGGCACGUCAAUACGGUUGUGCCCUUCAGGUGCUUGCUGCCGCACAUGCUGAUCGCAAUGGCCUGGGUACGAUCACAACAAACAUGCCUGCUUCUGGCUACAACGAAGGCGACGAGUUGGCAGCUGAAACCCGUUCCAGGGUUAGAUUGAGUACACCCCGAGCCGGACAAGAGGCUAGGAUAUGAGGCCAACAGAGCACCAUCACGUAAAGGCUCUACGGCGAAUGCCAGGAAGCGACAACUGAUCCCGAUACGUAGCACGAUCCUUGGUCUCACGUUUCCAGCAACCGGCUGGAGGUGAAUUCAGACACCCCCGACCUGUUCUACACCGAACUUCCUACCAACUGCUUGCCGCCGCGCUAGUCGGGGUUGAAUGGGUCAUGGGGACGAUUGGUCUGCCAUCUCGUAGUUCUCCAUCGCAAGCUAGCCCCAUGCGGAAA
Messenger RNA from Ectocarpus sp. CCAP 1310/34, 2305 nucleotides. The record is from the annotation of a GenBank genome assembly. Lineage: Eukaryota; Phaeophyceae; Ectocarpales; Ectocarpaceae.